Messenger RNA from Alternaria arborescens, 1224 nucleotides. RefSeq lists its product as hypothetical. The record is from RefSeq and is a predicted model, not a curated record. Gene Ontology annotation, molecular function: heme binding; iron ion binding; oxidoreductase activity, acting on paired donors, with incorporation or reduction of molecular oxygen. Bases 1 to 1224 code for a protein of 407 amino acids. The transcript is spliced from 4 exons. Lineage: Eukaryota; Fungi; Ascomycota; Dothideomycetes; Pleosporales; Pleosporaceae.
AUGAAAGAACUCAGCUUUAGUCGAUCUAUUGUGAAAAAUGCUUUGGCUCGCGAACCAGGAUUGAACCCGAUUCUGGCGAUUGACUAUCAUGGAGUCAUGCAAGAAGUUGCUCGGCUCGACCUUACUCGCUCUCUGGAUUCCGUCACUGAAGUCAUGAAUACCGAAGUUGAAGCCGCCCUCCUGGAGAUGCUAGGAGACAUCUCCGAUUGGAAGCCUGUGGAUCUGAAGCCUCUCAUUCACCGCCUUGUUGCCCGCAUCUCCAGCCGCGUCUUCCUCGGUCCUGAACUCUCCAACAACGAAGAAUGGUUGAACAUUGCCUUGUCGUACGUCACCCAAGCAAGCAUGGUGACGCGAAAGCUUCGUGGCUUGCAUCCACUAUUACGACCCCUAGCGCGGUGGUGGUUUCCCGAACUAGGCGUCUGUAGAGAGCAGGUUGACAAAGCGCGGAAAAUUAUCACUCCACUCGUGCAGGAUCGUUUACAGAGAAAGGCCAACGGGCAAAUCACCGAGAAGACUGCUGAUAUGUUAAGUUGGCUGGACGACAAGGCAAAGGCAAAGGGUGUGAAGAUUGAUUUCGCAGAGUUUCAACUCUUGCUCGUGGUGGCGGCAGUACACACGACUACGGAGACAAUCGCAAUGUUCAUGGCUGAUCUGAUUGAGAACAAAAAGGCAAUUUCACAGCUCAGGAAGGAGAUUAUUUCGACGUUCUCGACUUCUGGUUGGAAAAAGACAUCGUUGGCUUCAAUGACGUUGCUUGACAGCGCGAUGAAGGAAUCACAGCGGUUGAAUCCUAUCACGGAUCUCUCGAUGCAACGCAUCGCUUUGACCGAUGUCACUCUUUCUGACGGUACAAUCAUUCCUAAAGGUUACAGACUGGCUGUGGAGCACCGCCUUCGAGAUCCAACCCUGUGGUCCGAUGUCAACAAAUUCCAACCGGGCCGUUUCCUCAAGUUACGUGAUACUGAUCGAAGCAAGUGGAACUUCGUCACUGGUUCGCCCGAACACCUUGGGUUCGGCUACGGGAAACAAGCAUGCCCGGGACGGUUCUUUGCUAGUAAUGAGAUCAAAGUCAUCGUCAUACACAUGCUUCUCAAGUAUGACUGGGAGUUUACUGAUCAAGGAAGAUUACCAAACGGGUUGUCUGGGACAGACCGCUAUAUGGAUCCGAGGCAAAAGGUCAUGCUAAAAAGUAGGAAGGAGGAGAUCAACCUAGGUUCGCCUUGA